CUUAAGAAGAGCAUCACUUACAGUCAUAUAUCCAAAGUUCUGAUGGAGAAACGUUUUGACAAUUAAAACGAAGCAAAUGCAGGAAGUUACACUACAUAGAUACAACAACAAAAGUUGGAAACGUUUAAAACUAACCACAACUUUCUCAACAGCUUCACAGAUUUUUUUUUUAAUUUUGGCCUUUGAUAAACCUUUGAUUCCAGUGAGGUUCUGUGUCAAUCAAAAGGUUAAACAAAUACAAGUGAUGAUUAAGAAGCUGGUUUAUACCUUCUUAGUAUGCAUCAUGAGACCAUUGAGGUAUGGAUCCCAUCAUCUUCACAUCUCCAGCGUUUAUACCUUGACCGAUCACUGUGCAAAAGCAAAAAACAGCUACAGAUUUUGAGCCAGAUUUCUCUUCUACGAGUGUUUGGCGUAACCAGAAUCUCCAAACCCGAGUUACUAUUUCCUCAAUCCCAACCCCAGAAUCUCUCUUCCUCUCAUUCUUCUUCUUCUCUCAAAUCCACGGUAGCUUGUUCAAGCCGCAGAUGCUAUCCGGAGAAGCAUGGGUACGACGCGGAACGAAAGCGAAUCCGGAGUAUAGGAACUUGGGUGAUCACGCCGAGUCCGUACAGGUGAAACUAUACUUGGAUAUCACAAGCAUAUACAAUCAUCUGCUACCAUAAGCAGUUUGGGAGAAAGGCACCAAAGGAUAUUAAGAGCUUGGCAGCUAAUUAUAUGCAAGGAAAGGCUGGACAUCUCUCUCUCAAAGCUCAGUUCUGUCUGAAUCAUAGUUUGUAUUGUAUCCAUCUCUCACUAGCUCAGAGACCCACUUCGACUCUCUCUUUCUCUCUCGCUUCUUACAUCUCCAUGGCUGAGCCUGAACAUGAUGAUGCUGAUGACGUUUUGCUUCCUCGUUUCUUCAAGAUGUUCGUCUCUCACACAGACUCUGAAUCAUUUGCGAUUCCUUUGUCUUUCAUCGAAUUCCUUGCUGAUCCAUUGCCAAACACAGCAAAGCUCCAAGGCACUGGAGGAAGAGAUUGGACAGUUAGCAUGAAGAAAAUACGUGACGGUGUGUAUUUUACAGCUGGAUGGUCAAAGUUUGCACAGGACCAUGAACUUGUGGACGGAGAGUACUUGACAUUCGUGUAUGAUGGUAACCGAACCUUUGAAGUUAGUGUGUUCGGUCGUUUUGACUGUAAAGAGACCAGAGCUGAAGCGGAGACACUAGAGCUUUCUGGUUCUAGUUCUGAUUCUGAAGAAGACGAAGAACCUUCAUUGGAUGUUGAGCUUUCUGGUUCUAGUUCUGAUUCUGAAGAAGACGAAGAACCUUCAAUGGAUGUUGAGCUUUCUGGUUCUAGUUCUGAUUCUGAAGAAGACGAAGAACCUUCAAUGGAUGUUGAAUAUGACAUUAGCUUAGGUGAAGAUGAAGAAAUCAGCCAGAGUCUUUAUCCAUUUGAGGACGAAGCGACUGAAUCUGAUGCUGCUGCAGUUUUUGAAGGGAACGUAGACGUUAAAGCGCUAACUAAUCCACACUUUACAACUACCCUCAAGAUCAGGAAUAAUGAACUGGUAAAAGACGUAAGAUUCAGUUACUGUCUCUCUUUACUUUCAAUGGGGUUCUUACAUGUUGUGGUGGUUUGAAACUUGCAAGAAAUUUGAAGGAAUUAACAAAGAAUACUUCUUACCAUGAAAAAUGAAUUGGGCGACUGAACAAGACGCUUGAGCU
Messenger RNA from Camelina sativa (false flax), 1705 nucleotides. RefSeq names its product B3 domain-containing protein REM20-like. Gene Ontology annotation, molecular function: DNA binding. The record is from RefSeq and is a predicted model, not a curated record. Lineage: Eukaryota; Viridiplantae; Streptophyta; Magnoliopsida; Brassicales; Brassicaceae.